CCGCUACCACACCACUUUACUAACACGUUGCUAAUAACCAGCUUUUAUUUCAGCUCAUCUAAUCGGAAGUUUAACCAAUCGAUAUGCACAUUAAAACAGGUACCUGGGAGGCAAAUAACGCAGUUUGUGAGUCAGAUGCGUUAUGCGACCCUGCUGUCAUCGUCUCGCCACCUCAGGCGGAGCCACACAUCCGUAACCGCCGAUUCUCCCCAGGCUCUGGCAGCUGUGGUGGAGGGGGUGGUGGCUGCACCGCUAAAGUGAACCUUUCUUCCCAUCAGACCUCCCACAGCCAUCACGAAGUAUCCCCACACAGGACUGGUCACACACAACCUUUGGAAAGGGAGCAAAGGGGGCACAACAGAAGCAGAGUCUUUCGACGAGACGGAGGCAACCAGGGUGCACGUUAUGCAGACAAACCUCACAGAUCCACUCGGGCGCAAAAGGAGCGGUGGAUGGGAGAAACGCUGUCGUCACUUAGACCCCCGCCGGCUUUCCCAGUAAAGGACAGCCCUGCCAAACUGCAACCAGCAGUGAGCUACGCCUCCAAGGUGAAGGCGGGCGGAGCAUCUGUGGGCGUGGCCGACGAGCCACCUGGAAUCGGAGCACUUCUGCAGAAUCAGUGGGGCCUCAGCUUUAUCACCGACAGUCCAGCAGUAGAGAAUGUAGCUUCAGAUGUUCCUCAGGAGACAGAGAGCAGUCCAGAUGAGAUUGAUCAUCCUGUUGCAGGAGAGGUGACCGCUAGAAGUUCAGCAGUCAAGCAGGAAUGUGAUGAUUCUGCUUUGUUACUGCUUAGCUGUCGCCAUCUAACGGAAGCCUUGCGGUAUCACACACGAGAAUGGAAUGCCGUCCUGUGGAAACACAAACAAGAUGCUGCAAAGGUGGUCUGGUACAAGGAUUCUUCAUAGCAGCAGUCAGCAGCAGUCUGCAGCAUAACACACACCCUCACUCAAUACACACAAAGAUCAUACAUACACCUUUUCUCUCUAGCAAACUUACACAACACUCAGGUUAUUUUUCCUACACAAUCUACUUAUUGCACUCACCUCCACCCUAAUCCCCUUCUCCUUGAAAAUGAGAGAAAUGAUGCCUGCUUUGCAUGGAUGCCUUGAACGUAUCAUUUGGUGUGGAGACCCGCUCACACACUCAUUUUUACACUUGUUGAUGUUUUUAUUUUACUGUAGGAGUGAACUUUUUCUUUAACUGUAUGAACCCAUUUUUUUUUGUCAAUUAUCAGGAUGCCACCAUCUCUCUGGACCUUCAAUUUGUUUUUAGAAAUGUAUGUACGUCCAGCUGUCUCCACACCGACUGUGUUCUAAUGUCUUUUAGUGCUGUUUUUAAAACUUUUCACCUUAACUUGAAUGUAAAACCUACAAUAGAAAUGUUGUUAUGGCACUGGAAGAGAUUCAAGUGAAGUGUUGCAUAAUAAAAGCAAAUCAUGAAAAUUUUGA
This is a messenger RNA of Trichomycterus rosablanca, 1448 nucleotides long. RefSeq lists its product as uncharacterized. Gene Ontology annotation, cellular component: nucleoplasm; cytoplasmic stress granule. Gene Ontology annotation, molecular function: RNA binding. Bases 84 to 905 code for a protein of 273 amino acids. NCBI's taxonomy places the organism in Eukaryota, Metazoa, Chordata, Actinopteri, Siluriformes, Trichomycteridae. The transcript has 4 exons. The record is from RefSeq and is a predicted model, not a curated record.